CAUUCUCCGCUCGAAAUAUCGAUCGACUCGACAGUCCGUUAGUUAGGCCUCCUCUGUGUUAUUGUUUAGACAAGGUCAAGGAGAUGGACCUGUUUUAAUCGUUUUUUUUAAAUAAGUAAACAUGUUGCAAGUUGUAAUUUUAUCAGUACUUUAACUAGGUGCAAUGUAUAUCGUGCCAUCUGUUUUUGCGAAAUCCAAUAUCCUCAAUAGAUUGUUAAGAUGUCAACUUUCUCCAGGCCUUCGUGAUCGAUCAGGCAACAUACUACAAAACAGAUUGAGAGAGCGGUGUUUCUGGCAUAGUUGUCCGAGUCCUGUCGCUAGUCAUAAUAGUAUGCUUCGCGUUCUGCGGGCUAGCAAAACAUUAUUGCACACUUCUGUUUUCAGUUUACCAUUUAGAUUGAACGUUAACUGCAUUCACACGCGGUGCUUAUUAUUAUCAAAUUUAAAUUCAUGUUUAUCUGAUGUAAGACCGGUUUUAUUAGACAGAAUCAAUACAAGAACAAUACAUUGCAAUAAUAAUGACAAUGUUAAUAAAACUUUUUCAAAUCAAGAAAGGCACACCACCAAUGUUUUGGCAACGCAGAAUGUUCGUCACGCCCAUUCGAAAGAAAAUACAUUCAAGAUCUUGUAUCCAGAAACUUUUAAAAGAGCUUCAUUAUUUGAAGCUGUGAGGACUAUUUGUAGCAAGCCUCCCUCUGAUGAUGUCAGUGGAACAACUACUACUACAUCUACGGAUGCAAAUGAUGUGGAUGAUGCCAAUACUAACCAAAAAUAUGAACCAGUUCCAGAAGAAAUUACAAAGCCGUACAUGUUUCGACGCAAGAAGGUAGAUUAUAGCAGAAAAUACAGUGACAACUCGACCAUCACUGCUAUACGUGCAAUGAAGGAAUAUCUCUUGAAAUCAAGCGAUUUGGAGAAUUUGCGGAAGACAGCGAGGAGGAGUCCGUAUGAUAACCAACAGACGUUAAUGGUCUACCUACGCUCAGAUGUCGAAGUCAAGGCUUUAGAGGUGUGGGGAAGUUUUGAGGCUCUAGAGAGGGCAAAGAAAAAGAAGAAAGAACAGAUGGAAGAUCAAAAAGAAAAUAUAUUUCUGUUAAAGAAAGCCAUCAAACAACAUGACAGUUUCUUUGGUACAGAUAAGCCUACAGAAUCAUUUUUGGAUGGUACAGGAAGAGUUGUUCUCCUGGCCAUUGCAAUAAAUUUAGCAAAUUUUGGAUUCAAAGUGAUAGCCUGGUUAUAUUCUGGCUCAGCCAGUAUGUUUUCCGAGGCCAUUCACUCUGCUGCGGAUGCCUGCAACCAGGCAAUUUUAGCUGUCGGCAUCAAUCAGUCGAUCAAAAAACCUAAUCCGGAUCAUCCGUAUGGUUAUUCUAAUCUUCGCUAUGUGUCAUCGCUAAUCAGUGGUGUCGGUAUCUUCUGUGUCGGUGCUGGUUUAUCUGUUUACCAUGGUAUUCAAGGUCUCAUCCAUCCCCAGGAGAUGGAAUCUCUUCUAUGGUCUUUCUGUAUUUUAGGUGGAUCGUUCCUAUCAGAAGGAGCCACACUUAUGGCAGCUGUUAGUCAUAUAAAAGCACAAGCAAAGAAGAAAAAAGUUUCCUUUAAGAAUUAUGUUCUGCAGAGCAAGGACCCUAGUGUCAAUGUGGUGUUACUUGAAGAUUCUGUCGCAGUUCUUGGCGUUAGUGUUGCUGCCAUCUGUAUGGGACUGACAUCAUUAACCGGAAGCCCAGUCUAUGAUGCUCUUGGUUCCCUUAUGAUAGGAGGUCUUCUAGGAGUAGUGUCAACAUUUCUAAUCUACACAAACACUGAAGCACUAGUUGGUCGUUCAAUACCACAGGAUCAGCUGACUCAUAUCAGUGAGGCACUUGAAAAUGAUGUCAUGGUCAGAGGUGUUUAUGAUGUGAAAGCCACUGUUAUGGGAGUGGAUAAAAUCAGAUUUAAGGCGGAAGUGGAUUUUGAUGGACAAGAGGUGACCAGGUCGUACCUUGAUCGCCAAGAUAUAGAAUCUAUGUUACAGGAUAUGAAGAAGUUUGAAACCUUAGAACAACUAGAGCAGUUUAUGCUUCGUCACGGUGAAAAUAUCAUUGAUAAUCUUGGCAUGGAGGUAGAUCGUAUAGAGAAAGAAAUUAAGAAUGUGAAUCCUGACGUCAGACAUGUUGACCUAGAAAUCCUAUGAGAGGGUAUGGUUGAGGGCGCUAUACAAAGCAUAUUAUGAUCAUUAACAUCUUAUUGAUGUCGGAAAAGUAGCUUUCAGAUUAAACCAUUCAUGGACUUUAUCUGUAUAGAAAAAUGAAGACUCAGUAACAGUAAAGCUUUUACGACCCUUGUGAACUGAUUGGCUUACCACUUUCGAGGGGCGUUCCUUAUUUUUUAAUGGAAACAACUACAAAAUGGCAUACAAAUAAUAAGUGUUACAAUAUUUCAUACCUACAUAUAUUGAGCACAAGUCAUAAAAUUAUUGGAUACAUAUUUAUCGUUAUAAGUAUAUUACAUCUACUGUACGUGUGUAUGAAAUUGGUGUCCCCUCGUUUAAAAAAUUCUGGAUCCGCCUCUGGUUUUACCUCAAAGAAGAGUUUCGGGGACUAUUUUCCCGUAUUUCAAGUAAUUAUUGGAAUAUAUGACGAAAAUGUCCCAAGUUGUACAUUAACAGAGAAAUUCCAAAAUGAAAACUAUAAUAUGUAACAAUGUUUAUUUGCUUGAGAGUAAUAUUCAUAACUUGAAGCUUUUACUUCGGAAAAUCAAAUAAAUAACCAGUGAUUAGUUUUGUAUUUAUUUAUGUAUUUUAUUCUCUCUCUUGCUAUUCACAUAUUUUGUUUUCUUGCCCUCAUCCAAAUCAUAAGGGCAAGUUGUUUAUAUUUUGUUUAUAUUUAAUUAUAAUAUUCUGAUUUAUAUUUUUAUAUUAAGUUCUUUUUUGUGUGUGAUCCAUGAGUGAAGUCAGUCCUGUGUCACUGAAUAUGCUAAUACAGAAAUAAAUUCAUUUUAUGUUUGUAUUGGA
Messenger RNA from Anneissia japonica, 2986 nucleotides. RefSeq names its product zinc transporter 9-like. Gene Ontology annotation, molecular function: monoatomic cation transmembrane transporter activity. Gene Ontology annotation, biological process: transmembrane transport; zinc ion transport. The transcript has 15 exons. Gene Ontology annotation, cellular component: membrane. The record is from RefSeq and is a predicted model, not a curated record. Lineage: Eukaryota; Metazoa; Echinodermata; Crinoidea; Comatulida; Comatulidae. Bases 164 to 2167 code for a protein of 667 amino acids.